GGGCCAGCAACAAUGUGACAGACAACACAGCCCCUUGCUCUGCUCUCCUCGCCGUAGUAGUGGAUAUCUCCUCAAUGAAGUACGUGCCGAGGCGAUCCACCGUGGUCCGCCUUCUCCGCGUGCAACCGAGCGAAAUGCACCGAGCAGCCGCGCGAUCUCCAGCGGCAGUGGCACGAGCAGCAUCCCGCGAGGAGCAGCACAGUUUUUAGGGUGCUGUUAAAUCCUGGGCCAGACGGACAUGAAGGAAUAAUCUUGGUUUGGCCCAGGACUGACCUGAGGGCUGUGGCCUGGGACACUGGUGUUUGGGCCUGUGCAUGUAAGCCUGUGAUGAAGUCCAACAUGAGGCAGUGGCGGCGGAUGGUGCUGGCGGCCAUGUUGGCGUGGGUGCUCCUCUUCCUGGGCCUGCUCUCGUACUUCCUGGACGCUCGGGUGGGGGAGCCGCUGACCUCUGCUGGCUCUUUACUGUCACAGCACCCCGACAUCCGCCGCUUGGCCUCUAUACAGGCCGCCAUCACAGGCUUCAGACCUGAGCCCGUCACUGUGACCGCUCCGUACCAGGGAGAAGAGGCCAGACCAGGACCAGGCAACAGCUCCCCCACACCUGAGUCGAGUGUGGAGGGAACGCACACCCCCAACAGCGCCCCCUAUGGAAGCCAAGAGGUCAGUCAACAGGAUUAUCUUGACCCCCAAAGUCUGGCUGCAUGGUCCUCGUUUGGCACAGAGAACGUGGAUGGUCCUGGAGCACACAGUCGAGACAGGACCUCCCAACAGAACAUGGACUAUCAGAACAAUGUUAGCAACGUCCCCGAGGAAGAGGAGGAGGACGAAGACCUUGACAACAGACUGAGGGCCACAGCACGCCGAAGGUCUGGUGGAGACUCCAGAGAUUUGGAAGAGUAUUACUUCUCCAAGUCAUACUCAGUGGUGCAGCGUUUGUGGAGGGGCAAAGUGUCUUCUGGGAUGUUGAGUCCUCGUCUGCAGCGUGCCAUGAAAGACUAUGUGAGCUCCAACAAGCACCAUGUCGUGUACAAGGGAGAGCGCCGACCAGCCCAGAGCCCCAAAGAACUGCUCUGUCAGAUCAAGAGCCAGGCCAAGCUCGCCACUGUGGAUGGGUCAGAGGAGCCCUUCAGGUCUCUGGGAUGGGAGCGUCUGGUGCCCUCCCUGCCUCUGGAGCAGUUGCACAGACGUGGAGGUCCGGACUCUUUUAAAACCUGUGCUGUGGUCACCUCCGCUGGUGCCAUCCUGCGCUCAGGUCUCGGCAAGGAGAUUGAUACGCACGACGCAGUGUUACGGUUCAAUGCGGCGCCAACAGAUGGAUAUGAGAGAGACGUGGGCAACAGGACCACUAUACGCAUCAUCAACUCACAGAUAUUGGCCAAUCCACGACACCGAUUCAACACCAGCUCUAUCUACAAAAACGUCACUUUGGUGGCGUGGGACCCAGCACCCUACAUCGUUGACCUGCAUAAGUGGUACACCAACCCGGACUACAACCUGUUUGGCCCCUACAUGCAGCACCGCCAGCUCCACCCAGACCAGCCCUUCUACAUCCUACACCCAGCCUUUGUGUGGCGGCUCUGGGAUGUGAUCCAGAGCAAUACUAUGGAGAACAUCCAGCCCAAUCCCCCCUCAUCGGGUUUUAUAGGUAUCCUCCUGAUGAUGGCGCUGUGUGAGAAGGUGCAUGUCUAUGAGUACAUUCCGUCUGUGCGGCAGUCAGACCUUUGCCACUACCAUGAGCGUUACUUCGAUGCAGCGUGCACUCUGGGGGCGUACCACCCUCUGCUGUACGAGAAGAGCCUGAUCCAGAGGCUCAACACUGGGCCUGAGAAUGACCUGCGCAGGAAGGGCAGGGUCACUCUGCCCGGGCUCAGCACGAUAGACUGUGGCGUCUGAAUACUGCAUCCCAUCCUCUUAGACAUUGUACACACUGGCCUAUGGGGGGCUGAAGAAGGGUGCAGUGCAAAAAGGCCUGGAAUCUGCAGCUUACAUAAACACAGUAAGCCAUAGGUAUUCCCACGCAGAGACAUUAACUGGACCAUGGUGUCGUCAUCAAGAUGUUUACUGCACCAAUAGGACAAAGCAAUGGGAUGUUCUGUUCUGCUUUAGCUGAGCCAACUUAGAUUUGGAGCUUAGGUUAGGACAAGUUUUUAGACUACAAUAAGAGUGUGAUUUUAAUAGAUGCCAUGUUUUAUGAUUGUUCCAGUGGAUGUAUUGUUUUUACAUACAAUCAUAAUGUCAUCUCUGCUGACUGUCUUAAGUACAUACACACUUUUACAAGGAGGGGUGGGGGGACUUGACUUUUUUGCUGGGCUGGAUAAUGUUGUUCCAGUUAUAUUCAAAAUUAGACUGGCGCAUGUCAGUCAAACAAUCACAUUUUUAGGGUUAAUUGAAUCAUUUGCAGUUAUUUUAGGACACUGUUUUUUAUUAUGUAUUUUUCAAAAUGUCUGGAUAAUGGGGCCAAAUUGUUUCAAAGAUCAACAAGUGCUCAGACCAAUGGACCACACUUGAACCCCAAAACAGUGGGGCCAGGAGAACAACACUUAGGAUGAAUUGCUGUAGGAGACCUGCUGUAUGGACCUCCAUGAUAUAAACUCUCUGAUGGUUAGGUGACUUAAUUGAAUGUAAUUCCUGUCUGGUUCUUAGUGCACAGUCCCGAGCAUGUGUGUACCACUGCAGGGACAUUCUUUAAAUAUGUAACAACACGAAGCUCAUUUCCUACAGCGAUAACCCUUCAAUAUUGGUCUGUAGCAUCUUCAGAUCAGAGACAUACCACUUAUACUUCAAAGAUUUGUUCAGGCUCUGGUUGGACUUGUUUUCUGUUUAUAAGCAGUGCCACAUCUCUGCCUUGGAAGGUAAUGGCUAUGCAUGGAAGAUAGUUAGAAGUUGUUUUUUUUUUUUUUUUUGGUUUUUUUAACCUUGCAGAAAAUAAUCUUGUAUCAUACUUGUUGAGUCUUUCUUGAGAUGUUUUCUUGGCUGUGCUGGUAAAGAGAGUGAAUAAUGUAAAGGACAUGUUUUACGUAUUAUAGUGUGUGGGAAAAGGAGGGAUGUAGUUUUAAUAAAACAUAAAGUAUGUGUUAGUUGGGCUAAAAUGCUUGUUAUUCAAUAGUGCUAUUGUUUAAUAUUAGACAACUAGAAGAACCAACACAAUAAUAACAUUACUCUAAUUAUCUAUAGCUCUUAAUUAAAGUGAGAAGCUAAAUGGAAUUAAUUCUGUUGUGUAAUUCAGUGAAUUAAACUUGCGACUAAUCCUGGUACUUCAUCACAUUGAUGCAAGCUGAGCUAAAUCCUAUUUUAACAUGACUGCUCACUGAUUUGAAUUUAACCGUGCUGUCUUUAAUCCUUAUUGAAGACUUGAAUAAUAGCUGUUUAAGAUGCAAUUUGUUAUAGUUGUGGAUACAUAAGCUACUAAACAAUUUCCAUUCUACUUUUAUGUGGUUUGUUUAUGUUUGGUUCAGUAAGUUUUAAAUAAAAAAUGGUAACUGCAGUAAAAUUAUUAUGAAGAUUGACAAUGAAAUUUAGGGUCAACUUUUUGUUCAUGUAGAUUUGAACAGUGCGUUUUAGACUAUUGAGAGAUGAAAUCAUUGUUUUCUUGGUUGUGAUUGUAACACUGUAUAUUUUAUGUACAUUUAGAUGCUGGCCUUCCAGUGCACACAGCAUGUCAGACUGUAUUAGGGUUAAGAGUCUAAACUGUCUGCUGCCCUGUGCCACAGUAGUUCCAGUUAAAGUCCUGAGCAGCUAAUUCUGAGCAUGUUUGUGUGGAGGGAAAGGGCAGGCAGCUGCGUGGGGCUUGUGAUUCCCUGGGAGCUCUUAAUAAUAAUGUGCAGCGCCUGAGGGAAGUCUUACCUGUGCAUCUCAAUAUAGUUGUGCCAAACUCCUUUUUAAUUAUGUCAUUUUAGAGAGCUUAAUGAGGGAUACAGUCUCCUUGCUGGACUAUAGGUGCUCUGACCAAGAGUAGAUUUUAUUUAACCUAUUGUAUGGGAAAACAUGAAUUGCCUAAAAAAGAAAGUUGGACAACCUUAUCUGUUUUUUUAUCAAAUAAUUUUCUUUACUUGAUUUUAUUCAGAAUUGUUGCAGUUCACUGCCUGUAAGGACUCAACGUUCUCGUUUAUUUGACACUUCUGCUGUUAGUGUUAAAGUGUAUUGAACAGAGACUAAAUCAUCUCUGCCAUGCCUGAGUUUAUGACUUAACUCCUCUUAUAACACUUGAACUGUUAUUUAAAUAUUUGUAAGUGUCUUUUUUACUGUGUAAAUAAAGAUGUGGUCAUGUCAUGCCUUA
Molecule: messenger RNA, 4276 nt
Organism: Boleophthalmus pectinirostris (great blue-spotted mudskipper)
Lineage: Eukaryota; Metazoa; Chordata; Actinopteri; Gobiiformes; Gobiidae
Gene: st6gal2a
Product: ST6 beta-galactosamide alpha-2,6-sialyltranferase 2a
Molecular function (GO): sialyltransferase activity
Source: RefSeq, a predicted model, not a curated record